AGAGAGAGAGAGAAUGGAUUUCUUGAGUUUUUGUAUGGUCCUCUUAAUCAGUCUUUUCUUUGUGUUCUUGUUCUCAAUUCAAGCCCUCAGAAGCAAAGCCAACCUCAAAAGGCAUCUUCUUCCACCUGGACCUAAGCCACUUCCUUUCAUUGGCAAUCUCCUAGAGCUUGGAAACAAACCCCAUCUCGAUUUCACCAAGCUUUCUCAAAUCUAUGGCCCCAUUAUAACUCUGCAACUCGGCCAAGUAACAACGGUGGUUGUUUCUUCGUCAAACACAGCCAAACAAGUCCUCCAAACCCAUGACCAAUUCUUGUCCAACCGAACCGUGCCAGAUGCAAUCCAAGCCAGUGACCUUCGCGGAGACAGCCUGCCCUGGAUACCAACUUCACCCAAAUGGAGAAGCCUUCGAAAAAUAUGCAACUCUCACUUGUUCGCCCCCAAAAUCCUCGACGCCAACCAACCCAGCCGCCGCAUGAAAGUGCAAGAGCUCAUAUCUGAUGUCAAUGAAAGCUUGGUCAAAGGUGAGGCGGUAGAUAUUGGAAGGGCCGCUUUCAAAACGACGCUGAAUCUGCUAUCGGGUACUAUCUUCUCUGUGGAUUUGGCUGACGCAAGUAGCGAGAUGGCUAGAGAGUUCAAGGAGACUGUGUGGGGUUCGAUGGAAGAGGCAGGGAAGCCAAACUGGGCAGACUUUUUCCCUGUUCUUAAGAAAAUUGACCCCCAGGGAAUUAGGCGGCGCAUGAUCAAACAUGUCCGGAAGAUAGAACAGGUCUUUGACCGCAUCAUUAGCCAAAGAUUGGAAUCUAGAAAAGCCCAUGAUUAUGUCACAACCAAUGAUAUGUUGGAUACUCUUUUGAACAUCAGUGAAGUGAACAGUGAGGACAUGGACAUGACCAAACUUCAACAUCUGCUUCUGAUUCUAUUUACUGCGGGCACAGAUACAACCUCAGCCACGUUGGAAUGGGCAAUGGCUGAGCUGCUACGCAACCCUGAAAAGCUGUCAAAAGCUCAACAAGAGCUGGAGAAAAUCAUUGGCAAAGGAAAACCAAUAGAGGAAGUAGACAUUGCUCGGCUUCCUUAUUUCCAAGCAAUAAUCAAGGAGACCUUUCGGCUGCACCCAGCAACUCCAUUGCUUCUCCCUCGAAAAGCCGAUGCAGAUGUUGAAAUUUGCGGGUAUAUUGUACCCAAGGGUGCACAAGUGUUUGUGAAUGCAUGGGCCAUCGGCAGAGACCCCAGCAUUUGGGACAACCCAAGCUCAUUUGUGCCUGAGAGGUUCUUGGGAUUGGAUGACCAAAUUGAUGUUAUCGGGAAAAACUUUGAGCUUAUCCCAUUUGGUGCUGGGAGGAGAAUAUGUCCUGGCUUGUCAUGGACGAUGCGAAUUCUGCCCUUGAUGUUAGGUUCACUCAUUAACUCUUUUGAAUGGAAGCUUGAAGAUGGGGUUUCACCAGAGACCUUGAAUAUGGAAGAGAAGUUUGGCCUCACCUUGCAGAUGGCUCACCCUCUUAGAGCUGUGCCAAAGUCAUUUUGUGAAAUUUAAUGGAGUUUAUAUUGUUGGAUUUUAUGCAAGAAUUGGAGAAGAGAAUAAUGAUAGAUGGUGACAUAUAUUUGUGAUAGACUCUGUAAUUUGUGUUUCCCAUGUACCUCGAUUGUGUUUCCUAGGUACUUAGAAUUGUGGACUGCCUUGGCUUUAGGGAGGCUUGUCUCCCGCCUUGCAUUAUGGAUCUUGUCUCCCUUGUUUGUAUCUGUACUCGGUAUUCUAUAAAUAUAAUGAAAUCCCACAACUCAACUAACCAAGUGUGUGGCUUUGCUCAUAA
Prunus dulcis (almond) is the source of this 1811-nucleotide messenger RNA. RefSeq names its product geraniol 8-hydroxylase-like. The record is from RefSeq and is a predicted model, not a curated record. NCBI's taxonomy places the organism in Eukaryota, Viridiplantae, Streptophyta, Magnoliopsida, Rosales, Rosaceae. The coding region runs from base 14 to 1534 and encodes 506 amino acids. The transcript has 2 exons. Gene Ontology annotation, molecular function: monooxygenase activity; iron ion binding; heme binding.